UGCUGGCGUUCCUGUGGGGAUAGUUGCGGUAUGAAAAGCAUGUUGAAAUUGUACUGAUCUAAUCAACAUAAAUAUCUCAAUCACAAACCUUCAUAGUAUAAUCAAGAAUCUUGUGCACUGCACCUCUAAAUCUGUAGUCCAUGGCUGAGCAGGGUAAAUUGCAUAUUCUCAUGUUCCCAUGGCUGGCCUUCGGUCACUUGAUUCCAUACCUAGAGCUCGCCAAGCUCAUAGCCCAGAAAGGCCACAGUGUCUCCUUUGUUUCGACCCCCAGAAACAUUGAUCGCCUUCCCAAACUGCCUUCGAAUUUAACCCAUCUAAUAGAAUUUGUCAAGAUUCAAUUGCCAAAAGUUGAUAGUCUACCUGAAGAUGCAGAAGCCACCAUUGAUGUACCAUUCGAUAUGGUCCGCUACCUUAAAAUUGCCUUCGACAAGCUUCAGCCAAGAAUCACUUGUUUGUUGGAAGACUCCGCAGCUGACUGGAUUAUUGCCGAUUUUGCUCAAUACUGGUUAUACCCAGAAGCUGCUAAACUCAACAUUCCAUGUGCUUUUUUCAGCAUAUUUACUGCAACUCUUUUGAGCGUUACUGGUCCAACAUCACUUACAUUACAAAAUCAAGAUGAAAGGGUGAAGCCCGAAGAUUUCACUGUGAAACCCAAGUGGGUACCCUUUGAAACAUCUGUUUCUAUGCGCUUUUUUCAAAUUAAUCGCCAGUUUAAGGAGGCAAUUAUAGACGGAGGUAAUGUUUCGGACAUUUACCGAUUGGUAGCCACGAUUGACGGCUGUGAUGUGGUGGUGAUGAGAAGUUGUUAUGAGUUUGAGCCUGAGUGGCUACAACUUCUAGAGAAUAUUUACGAAAAACCAAUUAUUCCAGUCGGCCAUUUGCCCCCAAAAACUACUGAUAGUGGUUCUGAUGAGCAAAAUGAAAACUGGAUUGAAAUUAAGGAAUGGCUUGACGCGAAAGAAAAAGGAUCGGUUGUUUAUGUAGCUUUUGGAAGUGAAACGAAACCAAAUCAAGAUGAACUUAUUGAAAUUGCAUUAGGCUUGGAGAAGUCGGAAUUGCCAUUUUUCUGGGUUCUGAGGAAGCAACGAGGGGCAGCAGAUAAUGAGGUGACUCAUUUACCAGAAGGGUUCGAGGAGAGAACUAAAGGACGUGGGGUGGUUUUUACAAGUUGGGUUCCUCAACUCAAGGUACUGAGCCACGAGUCGGUGGGUGGAAUCUUGUGUCACUCCGGGCUGAGCUCAGUCGUGGAGGCUUUGCAAUUCGGGAAAUGGAUAAUCUUGUUGCCUUUCUUGCUGGACCAAGGAUUGAUUUCCAGCCUAUUGGAGGAAAAGAAGUUGGGACAUGAGAUAGCGAGAAAUGAGUUGGACGGAUCAUUUACUAAAGACGCAGUUGCUAACUCUCUGAGAUUGGUGAUGGUGGAAGAAGGAGGUAAAGUUUACAGGGAAAAGGUUAAAGAGAUGAGAGAAAUGUUGUCGAAUAAGGAUAUACAAGAUGGUUAUAUGGAGCGAUUCUUAGAUCAUCUACAAAAUCACAAGAAGGCUUAAAGUAUUCUAAUAGAAAUAAAUAGACUUUCCAAAUGAAUAAUGGAUUGUGUAUCGUUUGUGCAUUCCUUGGCUUAUAUGUAUCUGUUGAUAGAGAAAUGAUAGACAAGUAGACAGAUAAGAGAUGAACAGAAGAAGAUCUACUUGUAUAAGAUGUACCUCUCUAGCUUUUCAAGUGAUUCCAAUAUGGGGAUUGUUGUUUUAGCCUGGGAGAAUUUAGAUUUGGGUAAUUGCAUGCAUCUUUUUAUAA
Messenger RNA from Olea europaea var. sylvestris, 1791 nucleotides. Its product is annotated as UDP-glycosyltransferase 91A1-like. The record is from RefSeq and is a predicted model, not a curated record. Lineage: Eukaryota; Viridiplantae; Streptophyta; Magnoliopsida; Lamiales; Oleaceae. The coding region runs from base 141 to 1544 and encodes 467 amino acids. Gene Ontology annotation, molecular function: UDP-glycosyltransferase activity. The transcript has a single exon.